Laccaria bicolor S238N-H82 is the source of this 1104-nucleotide messenger RNA. RefSeq lists its product as uncharacterized. Lineage: Eukaryota; Fungi; Basidiomycota; Agaricomycetes; Agaricales; Hydnangiaceae. The coding region runs from base 1 to 1104 and encodes 367 amino acids. The record is from RefSeq and is a predicted model, not a curated record. The transcript is spliced from 8 exons.
AUGCUGGACAAGACUCCUAAGAUUCUGGUAGGCUUAUGGACGGAUACUGUCAAUUAUCGCGGCAUCAAAGAAGUCGGAAAUGGCCCCGGGGCCAUGUCUAAUCUUCAACUUACCCCUUAUCUCAACGUAGACCGCCCUCAACUUCAGCACUCUUCCGUCACUCUAAGGGCCUCACUCACAGUUGACUCCUCCAAUGGUGUUGCAUGCGCUGCAUCUGCGAGGCUAUGGGAAUGUCUUCUUGAGAAUCACCGCUUACCCUACCUUUUGCUGAGAGUGGCGGACAUGCGAAUGACGCUGGGUAGCAAAGUGACUGCCCUUACCUUGUAUGAAGAGUUGCAAACGAUGUUGGGGGCUCCACAGCUCGCCCGUUGGAUUGCGCAUUCUCGGUCAUCUAUUCUGGCCGAGGCAGAGCGGCAAAUGUUCAACUACAAGAACGAUUUGUCGCUGGGCCUCUCGCCGAGCCAACGUUGGCGAUCGACAGCAGAAAAGGAUACUUUCCCUUACUGCAAACUCCAAAGCGCUCACAUUGAUGUUAUACGCCAAUGGCAGAAUAUGCAUCCUCCGAAGGACAUUAUGGCCAAAUGCCUGAAUCUGCACUGUCUCGAGACCAAUGUCAUUGAAGGAACAGUUCAGUUCGAUCCAUCUGAUACAGCUAGACUGGUUGAAGUCGGCUUCUACAAUCAAGCAGAGCUCGUCGACCUAGGGAAUCCCAUAGGCGGUGCAGCCUUGAGUGAAAUAUUUACUUCCCUCGAGUCUGACCCUCUGAAUCUCACUGUGGAGACAAUAUGCCGUCUUCAUGCAGAGUUCAUGCAAACCAGCCGGGUCUUAUACAUUGACACGGUUUCCGGAAGUCGAUUGUCUUACCUUAACAUAGGAAUAACUCGACAAGUCUCCCGCUGCAACGUCACAGCGACUUCUCGCGAGCAAGGCGUGAAGAUACAGUUUUGUCCGUAUGAUGAAGUCGAAGCGGACCUUAUUACAUUUUGCAAACGCUUCAAUGAACUUGUUCGACAAGCCGAUAUGGACCCUUUCGCCUCUGCCGCAUGGAUCAGUCAUGUUUUUCUCACUAUUCAUCCCUUUGAGGCAAGUUUCUCGUUGUAUUAA